GAUUCCGAUUGCGAGUCUGGAACAACACGAACCCGCCUCAAACUCGGUCGAUCUUUCUUCUCCUCUUCUUCUUUUCGACGAAACAAAUCCUCCAAAAUCUUCACGCGAGGCGCAGGUUGAGAGAUCCACCCAUGGCCAGCGGCGACGAGGAGGGCUCGGGCUCGCGCUCGCCCAGCAAGGCGGCUCCGGCUCCAGCUCCGGCGAAAAAGAAGAAGACGAAGACGACGACGACGACCUCGGCGAUGGCCCCGCUGCCACUAGCGGAGGUGAAGUGGAUCCUCGCGCAGAAGCGAGAGCCCUACACCAACCCGGACGACAUCGAGGGCUUCAAGAUCAGCAGCAACCCCAACAACGACAACGACGACGGGUUCCCGGAGGAACUCAAGGCGAGCUGCAGGGACUCCAUCCGCAGAUCGAACAUCCUCCGCAAGGUCGCGGACGACCGCUUCUUCGAGUACCAGAGCGAGGUCAGGGCCGCCAUGGAGUCCAGCGGCCGCUUCUUGGUCGACGCCGGCUUCUUCGAGCGCAGGGCGAGGGGUCGCGCCAAGCUUAACGAGGCAUGGGCGAAGUUGCGCGAUGGCCUCCCGCUCUCCGACUCUGACAGCGAUGCGGAUGAGGAGGAUGACGAAGACAUGGCAUUGCUGGCUGCGAUGGGUUUAGAAUUCGAUUGAGAAGAGAAAUCGAUUUAAUUGUUAUUAUUAUUAUUACCAACAAGGAAGGUAGUCCGCAUAUUCGCGCGGGCUUGUACAGUAGAUUGCGUUGCUUAAAUAAUUGUUUAAUCUAUUUGAUAGAUUUAUACCGUAUAAUAUUUAAUUCAUCCCUAUAAGCAGCAGAUAUCUAUAGUCUUCUUCAUCAUCUAAGAUAAUGUAGACUUAGUCUAUUUAGAAAACAUAUAUAAUAAAUUAAAUGUAAAUUAAAAAAAGGUGUUUUUGGAAAAAAAUAAAUGUUUAGGGGCUAACUUUUUUUUUAUCAAAUCUGUUUAUUUUCUACUAACACUUGUGUUUUAUUUGGCAUAAACCUAGCCCAUUUUACAUUGAUGCAAUUUGUCACUUACAGAUAAGACAGAGCAUA
Messenger RNA from Oryza sativa Japonica Group (Japanese rice), 1071 nucleotides. RefSeq lists its product as uncharacterized. The record is from RefSeq and is a predicted model, not a curated record. NCBI's taxonomy places the organism in Eukaryota, Viridiplantae, Streptophyta, Magnoliopsida, Poales, Poaceae.